AUGAGCGAGACAUGUACACAGCUAAACCAAUGGUGCCACGAUCAUCCCAGCGUGCACAAAGAACUGGAAGCACUCCGAGAGGCUGUGAAGGAGGCCCUCACAGAGGCACGGCGGUCCAGCUCCUUUUGUCAGAAGAUACAGCACAAUAUCAGUGAAUUUGUCCGCUCUGAUAAGCUAACGCGGAAGCAAGGUGAUGAGGCGCUUGACAAUGUUAAACUCCUUCGCUUGACCAUGAACUCCGUUGAUGAACGGUUAUUGUCGUUCGGAAAUUCCAUCAUUGGGAAAGUUCAGGAAGAGGUCCGUGAUAACACUCAUAAGGACCUUUCGGCGAAGCUGGACGUUUGUCUUGUCCAACUUGAGAAAAUUGAAGCCCAACAACGGGAGCAUGAGGGGAAACUGGAGGCGCUCGUGGCGGAGGCCGCGCACCGGCAGAGUUCAAUGCGAAAGCAGAUGAAGGGGUACGCCGUGAAAGUGGGUGCCAGCCUCCGCGCAUUGGAAGCGGGGUUGCGAUCUCAGCCACUGGCUGCCUGGCGGCACCCCGAUGGGCCAGGGGGCGCGGCAGCAACAGGAAUUGGGGCGGGGCUUCUAGAUGUGGGGCGCGAGGUGGUGAAUGUCCUGUCCGCUCUCUCCGGUCGACUUGAGGCGGAACGGCGAGUGUACGAAGAGGAACGACAGCGGUGGCUCCUGUUGAUGCAGCGGGUAGUUGAGAAGAUACGUGACCUGGGCGACCGAAACGAAGCGCUUGAGGUGGAGGUGCGAGAGCUACGACGCGUACCGGUGAGAUGCCCUGUGGACUGCCACGAGUCCAUCGGACGUGUUGCUGUUGAGCUUGAAGGCAAGUGUGGUAUCGUUAAUUCAGUUCCCGCUCUGGGGGAUGUUAUUCACUACAAUGGCAGCGGCUGUGGUUCGUGCAUAUCCACGCAGACGGAUUUCCACAUGCAAAGUCAGCUUGAUGAACUCAGGAAUGAGCUUGAUCGAAUGGGUCUGGCUGUGCGAGAACUACAUGCGGAACGUGAUCAGCACCAGUACGCAUUGCGCGAAAAUGAGGGGAGAAUAGUGGCGCUUCGACGAUCCCAAGAGAAUCUGGAAUCGUUAUUGAGAGCCAUGUGGUCAUGGAUGCAACGUGCGCAAAAUGAGUUACGCAACUGCAGGAACGAGCCUCAAGAAAUCCUAGGCGAUGAAAAAGGGACCCGAAAACAUCCUGUGGUUUCCGAAAAGAAUGGAGUUCAGCAAAUGUACUGGCCGAAGACAACAUCUGCACUAUAG
Molecule: messenger RNA, 1266 nt
Organism: Trypanosoma grayi
Lineage: Eukaryota; Euglenozoa; Kinetoplastea; Trypanosomatida; Trypanosomatidae
Exons: 1
Coding region: 1-1266 (421 amino acids)
Source: RefSeq, a predicted model, not a curated record